This is a messenger RNA of Tupaia belangeri chinensis (Chinese tree shrew), 628 nucleotides long. It is a transcript of the gene NDUFB9, whose product is annotated as NADH:ubiquinone oxidoreductase subunit B9. The transcript has 4 exons. Lineage: Eukaryota; Metazoa; Chordata; Mammalia; Scandentia; Tupaiidae. Gene Ontology annotation, cellular component: respiratory chain complex I. Gene Ontology annotation, biological process: mitochondrial electron transport, NADH to ubiquinone. The record is from RefSeq and is a predicted model, not a curated record. Bases 6 to 545 code for a protein of 179 amino acids.
CCGUCAUGGCGUUCUCGGCGCCGGGGGCCUACCUGACCCACCAGCAGAAGGUGAUGCGCCUGUAUAAGCGGGCACUGCGCCACCUCGAGUCAUGGUGCAUCCACAGGGACAAGUACCGGUACUUUGCUUGCUUGUUAAGAGCUCGAUUUGAUGAACAUAAAGAUGAAAAGGAUAUGAUGAAGGCCACCCAGCUGCUGAGGGAGGCAGAGAAGGAAUUCUGGUACAACCAGCACCCACAGCCAUACAUCUUCCCUGACUCUCCUGGGGGGACCUCCUUCGAGAGGUACGAGUGCUACAAGGUUCCGGAGUGGUGCUUAGAUGACUGGCAUCCUUCUGAGAAGGCGAUGUAUCCUGACUACUUUGCAAAGAGAGAGCAGUGGAAGAAGCUGCGGAAGGAAAGCUGGGAGCGAGAGAUUCAGCAGCUGCGUGAGGAAACCCCCCCUACUGGUUUCAAGAGUGAAGCUUUGCCCCCUGCCCGAAAGGAAGGUGAUUUGCCCCCACUGUGGUGGCAUAUUGUGACCAGACCCCGGGAGCGGCCCAUGUAGAGAAAGAACCUCAGUAUUUCCACAAGCAAGUGAAAUAAGUUUCAGAACAUACACACUUGCCCUAAUAAAAAUAACCAAACCUA